GAGAUGGAGGCCGGCCUAGGGAUCAAUGCCGGCCCAGGCAAGCGCCCCAUCCUAGGCUGUGACGAGGUCCAACAGGUGCUUAUCACUAUAAGAAGACAGGGGCCGGCCUACCUUUCCGCCGCCCUAGACCAGCGGCGAGAGGUUGUCUUCCGACACUUUCAGUCUGCCUUCCACACAUGGCUUUUGCAGGAGUGUGAAACCUCGGAAGCCUUUGACUAAUGGUUGCUAUAGUCCUUAGUAAUACGCCUGUCUCUUGGCGCCUGACGUGUCCGGACGGAAUACAUAACGGCGGUAACGGCGGCGACGAAGACGGUGACAACAGCCGGCUGUAACUGCGGCGCUGGCGGCGGCUCUAGCGGCUGCGAAGUAGUGCCUGCCUGCUAUUGAGAGGACCACCCCCCCCCCCCCCCCCCCCCC
This is a messenger RNA of Colletotrichum navitas, 417 nucleotides long. RefSeq lists its product as uncharacterized. Lineage: Eukaryota; Fungi; Ascomycota; Sordariomycetes; Glomerellales; Glomerellaceae. The record is from RefSeq and is a predicted model, not a curated record. The annotation marks the transcript as partial. The transcript has a single exon.